This is a messenger RNA of Ixodes scapularis (black-legged tick), 1305 nucleotides long. Its product is annotated as putative nuclease HARBI1. Lineage: Eukaryota; Metazoa; Arthropoda; Arachnida; Ixodida; Ixodidae. The record is from RefSeq and is a predicted model, not a curated record. Bases 167 to 1210 code for a protein of 347 amino acids. The transcript is spliced from 4 exons.
UUCGCCUCGUUGCACGCAACGCGCGUUUCUCGUUUUCGGUUAUCAUCUGAGUUUUCCUGUCUGUAUUCUGCCCUUCGACCGACCGACCCACCGACAAACCCUCCGACCGGCCACGGACUGACUGAUAAGAUUUGCGGACCGAUUUCCGACUUUGCUACCGGGCAGAAUGUCCAACGCAAGGAAUCGCCGACACAGAAGAGACCGCACGGACGCGCAGUACGCAGCGGCAAUGAUGAGGCGACAGCGUGUGCUGCGGGACCGCCUGAACCCCUUUGAGGAUUUCGACGAGGAUGGGCUGCAGCAACGGUUCCGAUUUGGAAGAGCGGGCAUAAUGUUUCUCGCCGACACACUGCGUCCGGACUUGGAGCGCCGUACACGUCGUAGCCGCGCCCUCUCUGCGGAGCAGCAAGUGAUCAUCGCCUUGCAGUUCUACGCAACUGGGAACUUUCUGAUCACUGCAGGCGACUACAUCCGCGUGCAUGUGUCAAGUGCUUCACGGGCUGUGAGGCAAGUCACCGUAGCGCUGGCUCGUCGAGCACAAGACUUCAUACGAUGGCCUGACGCUGCGGAGGGGGCAGCCUUGCAGCACAAGUUCUACGACAUGGCCGGCUUUCCUUUGGUCGUGGGUGCUGUUGACGGUACCCAUGUCCGGAUCCAGGCACCCCAUGUGCACGAGGAGGCGUACGUCAACCGCCAUGGAUACCAUUCCAUCAACGUACAGGUGGUCGUUGACGCCUCUUCUCGGAUUCGCAACGUGGUUGCAAGGUGGCCUGGAAGCACCCACGACUCUCGGAUCUUCACGGAGAGCACCUUGGCAGUCAAGCUGGCCAGUGGAGAGUACGACGGCCUGCUGCUUGGUGACAGCGGCUACUCCUGUCAACCUUGGCUGAUGACGCCAUUCCUGUCGCCGUCAUCAGCAGCCGAGGUCGCAUACAAUACGGCACACACGACGACAAGAAGCAUUGUUGAACGGACAAUCGGCCAACUCAAGCGGAGGUUCCAUUGCCUUCACGCUGAGCUCCGAAUGGCUCCAGAACGGUGCUGCGACAUCAUUGUCGCGUGCUGUGCCCUCCACAACCUGGCCAAGAGGUACCCCUGCAGGACACCCGUGGCCGCCAUCCCCGCUGAGGUUCCCGUUGAGCCCGUAGCAGCCAACCGUGCUGAGAGCAACGAGGCCCGAGACUUUAUUGUCAACCAUUUCUUCGGCUAAGUAUCCUGCUGUCGCUCGGCCCUUCUCUGGUACUGCUGUGCAGCCUCACGGGUCCAGCGCUGGUUGUGCUGCACAACAGGAGAGGCCAGUGUUCU